AUGUUGAUCUCCAAUAACACCACAUCCUCCUCCUCUUACUUCUUUCUCACGGCCUUCCCGGGGUUGGAACUUGUUCACACCUGGAUCUCCAUUCCCAUCUGCUGUCUCUACACGGUGGCCCUCCUGGGAAACAGUGCGAUCGUGGUUGUUGUUACGGCUGAGCGCAGUCUCCACAAGCCCAUGUACUACUUCCUCUCCAUGCUUUCUGCUGUGGACCUAGGUCUGACCAUCACAACCCUUCCCACAGUCCUUGGGGUCCUCUGGUUUCAUGCCCGGGAGAUCAGUAUAAAAGCCUGCCUCAUUCAGAUGUCCUUUGUGCACGUGUUCUCCUUCUUGGAGUCCUCAGUGCUGGUGGCCAUGGCCUUUGACCGCUACAUGGCCAUCUGUAGCCCACUGAAGUAUGCUAUGUUCCUCACAGACACGAUGAGUCUUGUCAUUGGACUGAUCAUCUGCAUGCGACAAGUGAUUUUCCUGUUCCCCUGCAUCCUGGUCUUGAACAGUGUGUCAUUUCAGGGAGGCCAAGAGCUUUCUCAUCCAUUUUGUUUCCAUCCGGAUAUGAUCAAAUUUACAUAUUCCAACCCCUGGGUGAGCAGUUUUUGGGGAAUGUUUCUUCAGCUAUACCUGAAUGGCACUGACAUGCUGUUCAUUCUUUUCUCUUACGUCCUGAUCCUUCGUACUGUUCUGAGCAUCGUGGCCCCUCAAAAGCAAAGAAAAGCCCUCAGCACUUGUGUGUGUCACAUUUGUGCAGUGACAGUUUUCUAUGUGCCGAUGAUCAGCCUGUCCUUAGCACACCGUCUCUUCAGUUCCACUCCAAGGGUGAUCUGUAGUGUUUUGGCCAAUAUGUAUCUGCUCCUGCCUCCUGUACUGAACCCAAUCAUUUACAGUUUGAAGACAAAGGUGAUCCGUCAGGCCAUCUUCCAGCUGUUCCAAUUUAAGGGUAGACGAGAUUCCAGUGUGAGGAGCCUUACAGGAAGGUGGGAUACAAGGGGGCAAUUUUCUAGUACAUAG
This is a messenger RNA of Jaculus jaculus (lesser Egyptian jerboa), 1008 nucleotides long. RefSeq names its product olfactory receptor 51T1. Gene Ontology annotation, molecular function: olfactory receptor activity; G protein-coupled receptor activity. The transcript has a single exon. Gene Ontology annotation, biological process: G protein-coupled receptor signaling pathway. The record is from RefSeq and is a predicted model, not a curated record. NCBI's taxonomy places the organism in Eukaryota, Metazoa, Chordata, Mammalia, Rodentia, Dipodidae. Bases 1 to 1008 code for a protein of 335 amino acids. Gene Ontology annotation, cellular component: membrane.